AAUGUGACCCAAUGGCUUCUCAUUGAGAGCAUGAUCCUCUGGGACCCUAAGCCCAAAUCUUGAUUUUAGGCAAUUAUACAGAACCAUGUUUGAGGAUCUCUUCUUCAAGUCAUCAAACCAAGCAGCAACAGCAGGGAAUUCGAUUGAAGUAAGAAGCAAAUAUGGCAGAACUAAACAUGGGUAUUCUUAUAGAUAUUGUGGACGAGGAAUGGAUGAGAGACACUUUGCCUGAUGAUGAUCUUGCAUUACCACCGGUGAUGGUUGUCAGGACUGAUGAUACUGAAGAUUCAAAUCAGGAGACUCAACAUGUGGACACAGAUGCUUGGCAUGAUUUGGCCUUAGGCAAUCAGUAAAGUUUUCUGGUGCCAGAUCUUCUGUUUAUUUGUUGUGGAAUCUGUCGAGAUGGUUGAACCUUUGUUUUUGAGACUUUGUUUUCUCAAUGAUAUGAAAUCUAGACUUAGUCCUGUUUGUGUGUAAGGUUUCAGAAAAAACUACUACUCUUUAUGUAAUUGAAUUGAAGGUUGGGGGGGGCUUCAUUGGGUGUAUUGUGUAAAAUGGUUCCACACAUGCUCAUCCCCUUCAAAGUAUGUUUGAAGCUUUGCCCCAUUUGGUGAUGGCGGUGACAUGUUUAAAUGUUAAUAAUGGCAUUAAUGAAAAGUCCUGUGUGUAAAUUGAGUUUUCA
Molecule: messenger RNA, 682 nt
Organism: Populus nigra (black poplar)
Lineage: Eukaryota; Viridiplantae; Streptophyta; Magnoliopsida; Malpighiales; Salicaceae
Product: anaphase-promoting complex subunit 13-like
Exons: 4
Coding region: 162-353 (63 amino acids)
Biological process (GO): protein K11-linked ubiquitination
Cellular component (GO): anaphase-promoting complex
Source: RefSeq, a predicted model, not a curated record